Molecule: messenger RNA, 1695 nt
Organism: Hypoxylon trugodes
Lineage: Eukaryota; Fungi; Ascomycota; Sordariomycetes; Xylariales; Hypoxylaceae
Exons: 4
Coding region: 1-1695 (564 amino acids)
Source: RefSeq, a predicted model, not a curated record
AUGGCGACAAAUUCUGCGGAAGUAAUCCGCAUUGAAAUUGAGGAUCACAAGAAUAAUUUGACGGCCUUACAGACGGCGAUCGCCCCGGCUUGGGUUUCUUCUCAGAACAUCCGAAGCACAUCGGACAUUCUAUGGAGUUGUAUUGUGACUCUUACAGCUUGCAUUUAUACAGCUCUCCAUUUGAAUAUUAAAGUAGAAACUAACCGCGGGCAACGUAUAAUUCUUAAAGUCAAAUGGGUCAUGCUUGCGCUCAUUGCCCCAGAAGUUGUCAUAUGCAUGGCAUUUUCCCAAUAUCUCGAGGCACGAUGGCUUGUCAGAGAGCUAAACGAGUCUAAGAGUAAAAAGAGGAGCUAUGGUGAAGACGAGGAUGACACAAAAUUCGAUAUGUAUUAUGCGUUUUUUGUCGUUAUGGGAGGUUUGAGAGUUUCAUACGAAGAUAUUGAAGAGGAUGGCCCAUGGGUUGAUACACCUUAUGCGUCCAACUAUAUCAGAAUCUUAUCAGUCGAAGCUGUGGCUGCUCUUGCUAGGGAAGGCGUCUUCAUCGACAUAGCUCGCAAAGAUAUCGAAGAUAGAAGCAAAGCUGACGCCAUACAGAAGGCCUUAGUUCUUCUACAAGUUACAUGGAUGGUUACGCAGUGUAUUGCUAGAAAACUAUAUGGUCUCCCUCUAGCACUAUUGGAAGUUCAUACUAUGAUACACGUUGUCUGCGCAUUGAUAUUGUAUAUUUGUUGGUUUGAGAAACCACUAGAAGUGCAAACCCCCGAGUUCUUAGACCUCUCUAAGAACGAUAGUCUCCGUAACUUUCUAAGCCUUCUCCUGUUUGAAUACGAUUUCCCGACCAUGUCCGAAGAGACUAAGCCCAAACUAUUAACACCCCAUCAAGCACCAACAGAUAAGCAUAUUUCUAUCGCCUCUCUAGAUGAAGCUUUUCGUAGCCACUCAUCAAUAGAUAUACCUGAUGGAUAUAUUCUUCCGAUCGUCCCUCUACGAGAAGAAGCUCUUCCAGUACAAUUACAGCCAGCUGAGGUCGUAUCUUGCGGGAUCUGUUUCUACCAAACUCGCCAAUUGUAUCGCGGGGAGUACUUGAUGCUUCAGAGGGUCGUAGCUGCGAUAAAUGAAAUUCGUGGACCCAUAUCAGCCGACGAAUCAUUUCCUUUAGGGCUGUUAAUCAAAUCGAACGACGAUUUCGAUCCAAAGGAAGAGACGGCGAGUAACCCGGUAUUUCAAGAGCAAAGAGAUAUGUCCACUGACGGCUUUGUUUAUUUUCUUCGGCGCGAUGUCUCAAAAGCGCUCCGUGUCAGCUCGUUCACAUGGCUUAUGCGCUCAUUGGGCCUCCUAUUCCCCCUAUUAUAUGGUGGGAUCCAUUUAACGGCAUGGAACUACCGCUUCCCUUCCAAUCCUGAGCGAUUGGUAUGGAUGAUCUCCUGCUUCAUAAUCGCUGGGACGUAUCCGUUUAUGGAGCUCAUCUACCACGUUAUUGCUGGGUUUGACAAGAUCGCGACGAAAUCACGUGGAGAAGAAUAUUCGUUUAAUGAGCUAGAUAAUGUGACUUUCGUACUGAUUCUUACGGCUUCUUCGAUCUGUGCCCUUGCUGCACGAGCGUAUAUUGUUAUCGAAGCCUUCAUUAGCUUACGAAAUGUACCAAUCGGAGUCUACUGGUCUCCUGGGUGGGUUCAGAUGAUACCCCAUGUAUAG